AUGCCUUCCUACCUUAUCACAGGAGUCUCGAGGGGAAUCGGAUACGAAUUCCUGCGGCAAUACUCGAGCGACGCAAACAACAUCGUAGUUGGACUUGUUCGCAACAAAGAUGCAACCAACAAGAAGCUUUCCGAAGACCCGGAUCUGAAAGGCCGUUCCAACAUCCACAUCAUCGCUGCCGAUGUUACAGAUUAUGCCGCCCUUCAAAAUGCGGUUUCGGCAACUGCAAAAAUCACUGGUGGUAGCUUGGACUACAUCAUCGCCAAUGCAGGCCUCAUCUCCCAAUUCGACCAAUACGAUCCCAUUGGCGACCUUGGGGCCCAGCCGGAUCAAAUAACCAAGGAGAUGCGAGAUCUCUUCGACGUCAACGUCAUCGGCAACGUCCACCUCUUCAACCUCUUUGUCCCGCUCAUCCAGAAAGGCCAGGCCAAAAAGGUGAUCGCCAUCACGAGCGGUUACUCAGACGUUGAGACGACGCGCACAUGGGACAUGCUGCUUGCACCCCUCUACUCGACCAGCAAAGCCGCACUCAACAUGGUUAUUGCCAAGUUCAGCGCGCAAUUUAAGAAAGAUGGAAUUCUGUUCUUGGGACUUGCGCCGGGGAUAGUGGAUGUAGGGUAUGAUGAUAAGGCAACUCCUGAACAGCUGCAAAAGGUCGCAGCAGUCUUUGGCGAGUUUCUGUCCAAGUAUGCGCCGGAUUUCAAGGGACCAAGUACACCCGAGCAGAGCGUGGCGCUUAUGAGGCCGGUCAUUGCGAACGCAAGCAUCGAGAAUGGCAACGCGGGCGACUUCAUCUCUCAAUUCGGAAAUAAGCAGUGGCUGUGA
Paraphaeosphaeria sporulosa is the source of this 825-nucleotide messenger RNA. RefSeq names its product NAD(P)-binding protein. The transcript has 5 exons. NCBI's taxonomy places the organism in Eukaryota, Fungi, Ascomycota, Dothideomycetes, Pleosporales, Didymosphaeriaceae. Bases 1 to 825 code for a protein of 274 amino acids. The record is from RefSeq and is a predicted model, not a curated record. Gene Ontology annotation, molecular function: oxidoreductase activity, acting on the CH-OH group of donors, NAD or NADP as acceptor.